GCUGUGCUCUUGUUACUUGGAAUGGAGUCAAUGCAGACGGUGAAUCGCUCAGAAUGAUACACUCUGCAGAUGGCGUGUCGUUCAUCCGGCUAGUCAAUGGGGACAGUGAGUGUUCGGGGCGUGUGGAGGUACUCCAGAGGAACCAGUGGGGGACGGUGUGUGACCACGGCUGGGACCUGAGGGAGGCUGACGUGGUGUGCCUGGAGCUGGGCUGUGGGCUGGCCGAGAACGCUCUCCGUGGAGCUGCGUUUGGCAGGGGCACCAGAAAGAUCUGGCUGAGGAACGUCCAGUGCUCUGGCCACGAGGCGAGCCUGACGCGAUGUCCCAGGGUCCUCCACAGUUACCUCACCUGCACUCAUGAUAAUGACGCUGGGGUCAAAUGCUCAGGUGAGACUGAGGCCCAGGAGGAUAGCCUGGUACCAAACGGUUUAAACAGAUCCCCAGGCGACAGGAGGCAAGGACACCUCCUAUACUAGUGAGGAUUUGUUAUGGGACAGAAAACAUUUCCAUGUUGGAAUACAUAUGAACAAUGGUAACGGUUAACAAUUGAUAAUAUACGUGUGGUGUGACUGUGUUUUUGUUGUUGUUGUUGAGACAAUGUAUGUGGCUAGGAACUAUCCCUAAUGGGUAUAUAACAUACCGUUGUCCCUGACAGGUACACUGUUGAUGCCCACGCUGUCCCUGCUCUCCCCUCACACUGUCUUCUCUGCCGGGGAGACGGUUCGCUUCAGCUGUACUGUGCUACUGGGCCACCACCUGAAUGACUUCCAUCUGUAUAAGAGGGGCAUAGCCACCCCGUUGGUGACUCAGAGGGUGGACUCUGCCCAGACCAGGGUGGAGCUGACUCUGUCAGACCUGGAGACGACCCACCAGGGCAGCUACAGCUGUCUGUACAGGAUCAAGGGCAGCUCUCCCUCCUCCCUGCUCAGCUCUCCACCCAGCAACUCUAUCAACAUCACUGUGGGUGAGUCAUCUAGGGGCCUGUUCAGUUAGUAAGACACAAAAUGGAAGAAAACAAAAGUGAUUUGCUACCGGUAUGCUCUAACGUUCAGUUGGGCACACCAUAGCAAAAUGUUUUGCAACAUAAAAGGGUGUUUUUAUUGGACAGGUUUGGGACAGAUAAUAGUACCUCCUCGUUUCACUCCAUUUCAAAACAUGUUCUCCUUCCUGAACACUUCACUCUCAUCUUCUAUCAUUUUGGUUUUGUCUUGAGGUCCUGACAUCUUUUCCAGGGAAAAAAACAACUUGUUUUGUCAUUUGGAUCUAUCCUGUAACUCAAUGACAGUCAAAUUGACCCCCCCCCCCCCCCCCCCCCCCCGUCUCCCUCCCAUCUCUCCAGUGGAGCUGCACACCCCUCAGCACUGGUACAACACGUCCAUCGAGGCUCCCACAGGCUCUGUCAUCAAAGGCCACAGCUUCACCAUCACCUGCUCCGCCGAGCAGCAGUACCCUGGAGGUAGCUUGAUUGAUUUAUUGGGAUUCAUUUUACAAUUUAAGAAAAUACUAAUUGGGCUGGUUUCUUGAAAAGAUUGUACCUAGUCCUGGACUAAAAAGUAAUUUCAAUUGAGAUUCUCCAGUCAGCAAGCUUUUUAGUCUAGGGCUAAGCUGUGUACAGGAAACCUGUCCAUAGAGCCAAUAACAAGCAGUACAUAGCUACAGUUAAAAAACGAUCAAGUCAUAUUAUCUUAUUUUCCUUACUAAGGGUCUUUCCAGCUGCGUCUGAUCCGUUCCAACGGCACGGUGCGCCAGUCGCUGCCCGCCCUCUCUCCCUCCGUCACCUUCACCUUCUCAAACGCACAGCGCUCCAACGAGGGCUACUAUUACUGCCUCUACAGGGUCCAGCUGGGCGGGAGAACCUUCGUGUCCCGGGAGAGCCAACCGCUCCCCAUCUCCAUCAGAGGUAAGGGCGUGCUACUCAGCAUCUAAGGCAGUAGCCUGGUCCCCAGAUGUGUUUGUGCUGUAUGGCCUACUCCUAUGGUUGUUGAGUUGCCGAGACAACACAAACAUAUCUGGAACCAGGCUACUAGGGCACCACAAUGCCUCAGGCCUCGUGGAUUGGAUCGAUUUAGAACUGUUAUCUGAAUGUAUUUUUUUGUUGUUGUCAUGGAUUAUCACAUUCUUCAAUUCUAAUGCAAAGAAACAAACACUGAGAUGAUCAUACAAAUAGAUUGUCUAGUGUUGUAAUGAAUGAUACGAUAUACACUCUAAUGUAAACUGUUUAUUUUCCAUUUUCAUAUAUAAUGACUGGUUGUGGCUAUAAAUUUACAUUUUAGUCAUUUAGCAGACGCUCUUAUCCAGAGCGACUUACAGUUAGUGAGUGCAUACAUUUUCAUACUGGCCCCCCGUGGGAAACGAACCCACAACCCUGGCGUUGCAAGCGCCACGCUCUACCAAUAUUCAUGUUUGUUUGUUGUACAUCGUUGGUUGCGUCCACCCCCUCAGACCUGGAAGAUAUCAACCGUAAUAUAAAACAUUGAUCACUUCUCAUAUUGUCUGUCUGUCCAUCUGGGUUGUGUCCUCCUCAUCAGACCCAGACCCAGUGU
Coregonus sp. 'balchen' is the source of this 2543-nucleotide messenger RNA. The record is from the annotation of a GenBank genome assembly. Lineage: Eukaryota; Metazoa; Chordata; Actinopteri; Salmoniformes; Salmonidae.